Diachasma alloeum is the source of this 2419-nucleotide messenger RNA. Its product is annotated as protein fem-1 homolog CG6966. Bases 399 to 2282 code for a protein of 627 amino acids. The record is from RefSeq and is a predicted model, not a curated record. The transcript is spliced from 7 exons. Gene Ontology annotation, molecular function: protein binding. Lineage: Eukaryota; Metazoa; Arthropoda; Insecta; Hymenoptera; Braconidae.
UAGAAGUGUGUGUGCCACGGCAGCGCGUUGAACACCGUCCCCUCUCUCUCCCCCCACUGCAUGUUCCGCAAUCGUUCGUCGUCGCCUUGCGAAAAGGAGUAUUCAAUCGUAUUUAAUACCUGAAAAUUGUCGUCAUAACGCCGCCCCCACGCCCCCGCAAGUGCUCAAAACAACAGUAAUUGUUCAGUGAAUUAAUCGUAUAAUUAACUAUCGGUAAACAAGGGGGAGGGGGGGAGGCUCGUCGGACUGCAAUCGGUUUUUAAAAUGCCGAACAAAGGGAAUCGGGGUGAAAUGCAAUAAAUCGCUCGUUUCGGUGAUUUGUUUGACAAGUUUCUUGCGCUUUUUUGUGCUGCACUGAGGAGACACUGUUGGCAGCCCAAACCGGAGCAUGAGAUAAAAUGGAUUUUAAGAGUGCGGUGUACAUCGCUGCCAGGGACGGAAAACUCAAGCGUCUCAAGGUGUUUCUGGAGCAUCGAGAUAAGCAUGAGGUAGGACAACUGGUGAGCGCCAAGACCCAUGGCGCUACACCACUGGUUAUGGCCUGCAGGAAUGGACAUUACGAUGUGGCUGAGUAUCUGAUUGAGAAGUGCGGGGCUGAUAUUGAACAGCCUGGAUCAGUUGUCUUUGACGGUGAGACGAUAGAGGGUGCACCUCCACUCUGGUGUGCAGCGGCUGCUGGUCAUCUAGCUCUUGUCAAAUUGCUCGUCAAACGGGGAGCGAGAUUGAAUUCAACGACAACGACAAAUUCAACGCCUCUGAGGGCGGCUUGCUUCGAUGGACACUUCGAAAUUGUUAAAUUUCUGGUUCAGCAUGGGGCUGACAUCGAAGCAGCGAAUCGUCACGGUCACACCUGCCUGAUGAUCGCCUGCUACCGUGGCCACAUCAGAAUAGCCAAGUACCUCCUAGCCCUGAAAGCCGACACCAACCGUAAAUCCGUCAAAGGUAAUACAGCUCUCCACGACUGCGCAGAGAGUGGCUCCCUGGAGAUAUUGAAGAUACUCCUGGACCAUGGGGCCCGGAUGGAGGUGGACUCCUACGGAAUGACUCCUCUCCUCGCAGCGGCUGUGGCUGGUCGGACCCACAUCGUCGAGCAUCUCAUCGGGAUUCCUCAUCUGGUGAAUCGUAAGGAGAGGAUCGAUGCUCUUGAACUCCUGGGGGCGACGUAUGUCGACAAGAAACGAGAUAUGAUCCUGGCGUUGGAGUAUUGGAAGAGAGCCAUGGAGGAGAGGUACAGGGGGGAUGGACCUGUCAUCGAGAAACCACCUAGACCACCUGUGGUGGCUGCUUAUGAUUAUGCACAAGAGGUCUCAGAACCAGAGCAGCUUGAUGAACUACUGGCAGAUCCUGACGAGAUGAGAAUGCAGGCAUUGGUAAUAAGAGAGAGAAUUCUCGGUCCUGCACAUCCAGACACUAGUUACUACAUAAGGUAUCGUGGGGCUAUCUAUGCUGAUGCUGGCAAGUUUGAGAGGUGCAUUGAACUGUGGAAUUACGCACUGGAUAUGCAGCAGAGCAUGCUGGAGCCGUUGAAUCCCAUGACCCAGAGCUCGUUGUUCAGUUUUAUUGAGUUAUUUAGUUUUAUGGUUGGUGAGGAGGGGAGACAGACGGGGAGGGGGAGGAGAAUACCACCGGUGCAGAGGGAGGAUCUUAUGAGGGUGUUUAAAAAAGCUGUUAUGGAAGUUAAACUGGGAAAGCAGAUGUUGGACAAGGUACCCAACUGUGACCGUGACCUCACGAAUUUAAACAGGAUACUUAUUAUCACUCUUCAUCUCGCCUGUCUGUUGACGAGAGAAAUGCCGGAAGUUGGGUCUGAGGAGUAUGUCAAUCUUCAUCGGGCUAUCCACGAGUUGGUUCGAAUUAAUGCCAAAGAUAAAGGAGGACGAGAUGUUCUCCAAAUGACCCACAACGUGGACGCCUCGAUAGCAGGCAGUUACCCAGCCUGCAAGUUGACAUCCCCUCAACUGACAACAGCUCUCCUCCGGGCAGGCUCCGAUCCAACAGCCACUGACGACGAGGGCAACACAGCAUUGCACCUCACUGCAAUGUCCCACCCCUGGAGAACAGACCUGGCAACACUUCUUCUCAAAGCAGGUGCCCACAUCGACGCUGUCAACAACGAGGGCCAAACCUACCAGAGCCUGCUCGAUGACAAGGCCAAAUACGACUCGUUAAAUCCCCUCAAGUAUACGACAUUGAAGUGCUUAGCUGCAAGAGUCAUCAGGAGAACAGCCAUUCACAUCAACAGGGUACCCUGGCAUCUUCGUGAAUUUGUCACCCAACACUAGUUCUCGAAUGCUCGUGCGGAUUCACUCUAGUCCGACUGCUCUAAAUAAAUCGUCGCCUCUCUUUUUUUUAUACUUCUUCUGUUUAUUUUUUGGCAGCCAUACUUAUCUGUGUAAUAAAGCUAUGAUGAUGAUGAUGA